AUGGCCAAAACCCUUGCACAAGGCAAGGGUGGUGCUGGCACAGUGGGCAAACCGGCGAUCAACUUCGACCUAGCGCCUGAGGUCAAGGUCAACCCCAAACUGGGAGUGGUGCCUGUGUCCCUGGCCCCAACCCUGGCGCUGGACGAGACGGGCCUCGACCUCACACUCACCAGCAAGGUGAGCGCGGGCUGGCUCAAUUUCGUGCCUGAGCUCACGUCAUGGUGA
Molecule: messenger RNA, 225 nt
Organism: Monoraphidium neglectum
Lineage: Eukaryota; Viridiplantae; Chlorophyta; Chlorophyceae; Sphaeropleales; Selenastraceae
Exons: 2
Coding region: 1-225 (74 amino acids)
Source: RefSeq, a predicted model, not a curated record